This is a messenger RNA of Artibeus jamaicensis (Jamaican fruit-eating bat), 7067 nucleotides long. It is a transcript of the gene TSPAN11, whose product is annotated as tetraspanin 11. Gene Ontology annotation, cellular component: membrane. The transcript is spliced from 10 exons. The record is from RefSeq and is a predicted model, not a curated record. The coding region runs from base 286 to 1218 and encodes 310 amino acids. NCBI's taxonomy places the organism in Eukaryota, Metazoa, Chordata, Mammalia, Chiroptera, Phyllostomidae.
CCCGCGGGGCUCCGGGCUGGGCGGGGCGGCUGCCGUCACCCUGACCUUCUGCGGUGGGAGGUCGGGAGCGCGGUGGGGUGUGCUGGCAGGGGCGGCCCUAGGAGCCGCCGCUCCGCCUCUAGGCACUGCUCCCUGGGCUGCGAAUUGAGCCCUGCUGCUCUCCGCAGGAGCAUACACUCUCCCCAACAAAAGCCCUCAUGCCAAGUGCCAGCCUUCCCUCAGGAAGACGAGCAGGCCACUCCGCCUGGACAGGGCCUUGCAUACGCAUCUCCAGGUCCAGUAACCAUGGCCCAUUACAAGGCUGAGCAGGAUGACUGGCUGAUGGUCUACCUGAAGUAUUUGCUGUUUAUGUUCAACUUCUUCUUCUGGGUGGGUGGUGCUGCCGUCCUGGCCGUGGGCGUCUGGACCCUGGUGGAGAAGAGCAGCUACCUCAGCGUCCUGGCCUCCAGCACCUUUGCUGCUUCUGCCUACAUCCUCAUCUUCGCAGGCGCCCUUGUCAUGGUGACUGGCUUCCUGGGCUUCUGCGCCAUCAUCAGGGAGGACAGGAGCUGCCUCUCCACAUACUUCUGCCUGUUGCUGGUGAUCUUCCUGGUUGAGCUGGUGGCAGGGGCCCUGGCCCACGUGUACUACCAGAGGCUGGGCGACGAGCUGAAGCACCACCUGACCCAGACCCUGUCUGAGCACUACGGGCAGCCUGGCGCCUCGGAGCUCACCGCCUCCAUAGACCGUCUGCAACAGGACUUCAAGUGCUGCGGGAGCAACAGCUCCACUGACUGGCAGCACAGCGCCUACAUCCUGUCUCAGGAAGGGGAGGGCCGCCAGGUGCCUGACAGCUGCUGCAAGACUGUGGUGGCGCGCUGUGGCCGGAGGGUCCACCCCUCCAACAUCUACAAGGUGGAGGGAGGCUGCAUCACCAGACUGGAACAGUUCCUGGCCAACCACCUCCUGCUCAUGGGGGCAGUGGGUAUCGGGGUGGCCUGCCUGCAGCAGCCAAGCCUCGGGUCGAAGCUCCCUCUGCUGGCCAGCACUGGGACUAAGCUGCCCAAGUCCAGAUCAGCUGCCGACCUUGGAGAGCUCACAGCCCUCAGUGCACCCCGGGUUUGGGGGAAGGAGAGGAACAGGAAGAGGAGGAAGGAGGCAAAUGAAGAGCAAAUGAAGACCUGCGGGAUGGUGCUCACCUGCUGCCUGCAUCGGAGGCUCCAGCUGCGUUUUCACUAAUGGCCAACUGUGCGUCCCUCCAACUGCCUCUCGCAAGAACAGGAGCCCAAGUCCCACCUGCCAAGCCUGUGGAGUCAACAUCAGCUCACCUAGAAACUCCCCCAGCGCCCACUGCCUUCAGACCCACUAAAUGCCCAAGACCAUGGCUCCUGCAGUUCCCACCCAACUAGGGACCCUUGGCCCCAACCUCUACUCCUGGGUGCUCAGCGCCAGAGCCCCCGGGGCAGGGGACUGUCUCUUCCAGGGACAACAGCCAAAGCCCCUCACCAGUCGUGAAGCUUCUGUGAACCACAGGCAGGUGAGGGAGAAUCGGGCUCUCUGUUCCCUCCCAGCUCCCGAACCUACAUCCAAAGGCUUUAACCUUGACCCCUCUGGACCUGGCAUUCAGCAUGACCCCCACAGGUGCUGCAGCCCUCCUCUCACCUCGGCCCAGGCUUUGGGUAUGUUGCUCUUGCCUCCCAGAAAUGCAUCGGGGUGGGGAAGUUAGGGUUAUAGCUGCUCCCAGAAGACCCAGGUCUUUGAUCUGCCCACCCCCGAGCCUUCUCGAGGCAAAGGAGUUUCCUGAUGCCCUGCUUGCUUUCUGCAGGGCCUGGGAGCAGAGAGAACGAGGUCCGAGGUACAGCAGCUGGGAGCUGGGUUUGGGCAGUGGUGGGCCUGAUGGAGCUGGGGGCAGGGAGCAAAGGGAGGGAGCCGGCUCCACCAGCACGUGCUGCACCAGGAGCCUGUGCCACCUGAGGCCUUCCCCAGAAGAGGGGUGUGCCCUGGGAGACAAGGCCCCAGACUCCAGCAACCAGUAAUCUACACCACUUCUGGAAUCUCCUGCCUGUGGUCUGGUUCUCAGGAAUGCCAGGACUUUAGACCUUCAGCACUUAAUGUGGGCAGGUGUGACACUCCCUCUUGAUUAGGCCAAAUCACAGACCCCACCAAGUUGGAGCCAUUGACAAGGUGAAGUUUCAUAUACAGGAGUGCUCUGCCCUGCACCUCACUUGUCCUAGGUCCAUGCUUCCUGACCAUGUGGCCACCAGCAUGCAGCCUCCAGGGACCUUGCUCUUCUCCCCAGAGUAAACACAGUCCCUCCCUUCAGUUCUCACAUCUCUGAACAAGGCAGCGGAUCUUCAGGAAGAACUUUCCCAGAUAUUAAGGGAGAACAGAAAACAAGUUCUAGAAAAUGCAGAGUGUAAGUGCUGGCAGUUUUACAAAGAAAGGUGUCAACUCCUAAGACAGCCAAAGGGACUAUCUCAGAUGGCUGUGACAAAUGGGCAACUCUGACAGAAAAAUUCUCCCUGGCUUCCACACCUCCCAGGUCCUGCACUUCCCUCCUGGAGACCCUCUUACUUCCCACUCAGGAGAGGUGGUCCCUUGUUAUGCUGAAACCAAGGCCAAGGAAGGUCACCCCUUGCCCCCACUCAUUCUCAGCCUCAGUCUGAUGACCUCAGCUCUGCUGGACUGGGUCCGUCCUGGGUGAAGGAUGUUCUGAUUCCUGUGCACAGGUCACUGCUGUCCCCAGUACAGCCCUCGAUUUUGCAGAAACUGCACAUCCUCUGACCAGGGAUGGCCCCAUGCACAGAGGAGGGCAACUUCCCAGGACAGAUUGCCUCCCUGCCUUGCGGACCCUCUAGGGGCCAUGGGGACCCUAGCCAGGUUAGAUCCUCUACCUGGAGGGCCUUGGCUAACACGAAUUCAUUAGAAGGCAGACCAGCGGUCCCAGCAAUCCCAGACUGCACACAGGAUGAAAGAAACAGAGGUGUGAUUGUCUUUGCUGCCUUCUAGCCUCCCAGGACUAAUGAGUCUCAGCGAACAUGGGCCGAGAAGGAGAGCCAUGCUCUUCCUGCUGAGGGGCCCAAGGGAGGCGGCAAUGGGAGGCAAUGACCCUGUCACAUGUCUGCCCCUGGUGGGGUCCCUUCCUUCUUUACUGAGGUCACCCAGGCCUGUGGAGAUGGGGAUGGCAGCAAUGGGUGGGUGUCAGUUGCACAGCUUUGUCACCAGGGAGACCAGGAGAACCUGGUUUUCUGCCCCAACCUUCCACACUGCAGGGCUGGCCUGUCAGGGGGCAGGCUGAGCUGUGGUUCCUGCUGUGGGAGGCGUCUUGUCCAGAGUGCUACUGCAGGAUAGCGGGCUGGCCCAGGCAGAGAGAGGGAGAGGACAGCCCAGAACUUUUCAGAAUGCUGUCCUCCUUGUUCAUGCCGACAGCCUAGGAAAUGAAGCAGGGUUAGAGGAGACAGAGGCUCGGGGUAGGGCCAGUUCCCCAGGGGUAUGCUGAAGGCUCACGUACAGAGCUAGGGUACUGUCACCUGCAGGGGAUCGCUAGCCCUGCCCGUGAGCACACAGAUCUGUGCCCAGGACAGCUCCUCCCAGGUCCCUCCUUGGAGGCUGUCACAGCCCUGAGCUCCUUGGAGAGAGAGAAGGGCAAGCCUGCUGAAAGCCAACACUCUCCCGUGUGGACCCAAGGCCCCAGCACAUCAGGGCCCAGAAAGGAAGCCAGCGUUCUGCAGAGGUCUGGCCACAGCAGGUGCUGGAAUAUGAACCAACCGAGGUCACCACACAUUCCCCUGAACUCACCAAGCUGCCCUUCCCUCCCUCCACCCACAGGGCAGCCACCCCAAGAGGGAGAAGGGGUGAUGCAUCCCCCGACUCCCUGGGUGACAUGUGUUUGGAGACAGAGGAGUGUGACUUGGCCUUUGGUGAGGGGACCAUCUUUCUCUUUCUCCCUUCCCCCUCCCCAGUUCCAGGAGCUCCUGAGGUAUAGCCAUAUGGGGGCGGUACCCAGGACCCUAUGUUUACUGAAGGCCUAUUGCAAGCUUAGAAUAUGUCCAUCACAGACAUAAAUCAUCCGCAGUGAUUGUGAUAAUGGAGUAUAUUCCCCAAUCUACCAAUAGGGAAAUUACAGCUCACAGAAGUUGAGAGACUUGCUUGCCAGUCAGUAGCAGUGGCUGUUGUCACAGCGCCCCCUCUCCCUAGCGCCACUCAGCUCUCCAUCUGUAAGAAACCACCAGGCUCACUGUAAAAGUCCUAGACAAGAACAUAGGCAGGAAAAGCUCAGAUAUUCCAAGCAGCAAUACCUUCACAGAUAUGUCCCCUAGAGCAAGGGACAUAAAGGAAAGAAUAAACAAAUGAGAUCUCAUCAAAAUAAAAAGUUUCUACACAGCUAAAGAAAACAUCAGACAAAUGAAAAGGGAACCAACCAUAAGAGAAAACAUAUUUGCCAAUGACACCUUGAACAAGGGUUUAAUCUCCAAAAUAUGUAAAGAACUCACACUACUCCACUCCAGGAAAACAAACAACCCAAAUAAUAAAUGGGCAAAGAACCUGAACAGACACUUCUCCAAGGAGGACAUACAGACGAUCUAGAGACAAAUGGAAAGAUGCUCAGCAUCACUAGCCAUCAGAGAGAUGCAAAUUAAAACCACAAUGAGAUACCACUUCACAACGGUCAGAAUGGCCAUCAUAAACAAAGCAACAAAAAACAAGUGCUAGUGAGGUUGUGGAGAAAAGGGAACCCUAGUGCACUGUGGGUGGGAAUGCAGACCAGUGCAGCAACUAUGGAAAGCAGUACAGAACUCCCUCAGUAAACUAAAAAUGAAACUGCCUUUUGACCUGGCAAUUCCACUGCUGGGAUUAUACCCUAAGAAUCUUGAAACACCAAUCCAAAAGAACCUAUGCACCCCAGUGUUUAUCACAGCACAAUUUAUAAUAGCCAAGUGCUGUAAGCACCUUAAGUGCCCACCAGUAAAUGAGUGGAUCAAAAAACUCUGGUGCAUUUACACAAUGGAAUUCUAUGCAGCAGAAAGAAAGAAGGAGCUCCUACCCUUUGCGACAACAUGAGUGGAUCUGGAGAACAUUAUGCUAAGCAAAAUAAGCCAGUUGGUGAAAGACCAAUACCAUAUGAUCUCACUUAUAAGUGGAACCUAAUCACCCAAACAAGCAAGCAAAAUAUAACCAGAGAUGUUGAAAUAAAGAACAAAGUGACAGUGACCAGAGGGGAGGGAAUAAUGGGAGGAAAAGGGAGAAGGAUCAUCAAGAAACAUGUAUAAAGGACACAUGGACAAAGCCAAAGGGGUGAGAAGUGGGGGUGGCUGGGGUUGGAGGGAGUAGUGGGGGGAAAAUGGAGACAACUGUACUUGAACAACAAAAGAAAAGAUGGAAACAAAAAGAGACAGGCUGACAUUCAGGGGCCACGUGUCCCUCAGGGGGCGCUGUGGAGGAGCAGCAGCUUCUUAACCCCUGAUGGGACAGAACUGCCAUUUGCCCCCACCUCCCCGAGCUGGACCCCUGCACCUUUGCAGUUGGAAGGGAAGUCUGGCUCCUUCAGGCUGGCAGCGGGACGUUCCUGGUGAAGUGACUCAGACAAGCAGGCACCCGGGGCCAUUGCUCAGGUGAGCAGCUGGCCUGCCCGUGCUGACACCCCAGUGAGGGCAGACCUCCCUCAGCAACCGGAAUCCUCAACAGGAUGUGAAAUCUCCUGUCCGUGUGGGGACCAUGGUCCAGGGGCAAGCGAGCAGCACAUGCCUCUCCCAGCCCCAUGCGAUCUCCUGCCUCACAGAGCCACCCUGGGCCGCCAAGGGCACCUGCCUCCUCCCCCCUUUGUUGCCAAUGCUGGGCCACUGGGUGGGCUCAGGGUGAGCGGUCUCCAGCUGAGGCUCUCAUCAGGCCACCCACCCUGUGCAUGGCCAUGGGCCUGGCCCUGAGGAGGGGUGGGGGUGAUAUGACAGGGUGAUGUGUCCCCAGAGCCCUCGUGCCCCACAGACAGUUUUAGUCUUGGAACCUGCUGCUCCAGGUCCUUCUUCAGGGUCUAGAGGUAAAGAAUGUGACUUAAAACAGUUACUUUCACCACUACUCUCACCCCACUCUCAGCCUUGAAAACAUUCUCCACUUACUGGCCACCUGGGGCCUGAGGACAGAAGUGGAGAAGGGGAGAUGGCUUGACUGGCUAAGGAGAAACCCCAUAUUUUGUGUCACAGCUGGGUGGCGCUCACACCCACCGAGGAUGUGUCUACACAUCCUUGAAGUGUCUGCACCUGUGAGUUCUCAAACUUGAGCCUGCAUGAGGACCACCUUAAGGGCUUUUUAGCACAAAUUACUGUCCCUCUCCUUCCCUGCCAGAGGGGUAGGGCCACAGAUUCGUGUUUCUAGCUAGUUCCCAGGCGAUGUGGAUGCUGCUGGCCCUGUGAGCACACUUGGAGGACUACCGCUUUAGACCACAGCACUAAUGAGGACACCCGGCCAUCUCUGUACGUCAAGGCCCCCUGGGUUCAAAAAUGGCUAAGGCUGUCCAGCCUGGGUCCCACUCUGAGAGGGCGGGUGAAACAGUGCCCCAGUGGGCAGCUCACUGCCAGCCAGAACAGUGCCUCUCUGUGUGACCCUCAGCACCUUCCCUGCCCUCUGUCUGGGAUUCAAGUGGGACUCAGAGCGGGUCUGUGGCCCUGGGAGAGAGGGCCAGCGUCCUCUGCCCAGAGGGAACAGGUUUACAGUCCAGCCUCAUUUUCCUACCACCUGCUGCCCCACUCCAUUCUCACCACAGCCGUCUUCUGCAGCGCGACACCCAGCCCCAGGCUCCAUCUCUCAGCCUCCCGUGUGCCCUCUUCCCUACUGCUGAGGCACCGCAGACACCCAGUGCUGGCGCCACACCUGUUUCCAGGUGGCCCAGUAUUGCUGCAGCCAGACAGGCUCCUGGAACCAGCUGCCCUGGACAUGACUGUCACAAUAUUCUGCAAACAGUGAAGUUGCCUUAACCUAUCGCAUAGAGAGAAAUUGCUCUAGUUGUGAACAUGCAUCCUCCACAGCUGGCCUCCAUGUAAGCCCAGCCUCAUAUGCCAGGGGGCAUGACAAUAAAGGACCUGUACCUAGGACAA